CCAUAACCAGACACAACUCAAAGAUUACAACUAUUUACAGAUUUAUACAUUGCGAUUUGCCCCAAGAGCCAAGGAGGAUACUACGAGACUCACACACCAUGUCCACCACCACAUUUGCCUCCGAAGCCACCACCUUCGAAUUGGCCCUAACCAGCCUCUUCAGCGGCCCCCCUGAGACUACUGAAGCCGAUCUGGCCAAGCUAUUCACACCUACUUUCACACAACGCGACGAUGAGACAAUGCGCGACUUCUCCGCCUUUGUUGCACACAUUAAGUGGCUGCGAGGAAAUCUUCCACCAGGAAGUGUGACGCUCAAGAUUACGCAGUUCCUGCGCGACGGUAAUCAAUUUGCGGAUAGACACAGCUCUACCAUGACGAUGCCAGAUGGAAAAGUGGGCGCCGCAGAGACAUUUAUGUUCGGGGAGGUGGCGGAAGAUGGGCGGAUCGAGUGGGUUGUGGAGACAGUGAAGCGGAAGUAGUGGAAGUGAUGGUUGGGAUAAGCCCGGCGGGAUGAGGCAUUAUUCUUGUGUGGUUACUAAAGAGACUCAAUCAUUGUUCUAUGUGAGUUUGAUUGCGAUUACUAAAUUUUAAUAUCCGAGUGAGAGGGAAUCAAUGGCGUUAUCCAAACAGCUGAAUGCAAUACUACAUUCCCCUCACGGUUCGCAUCACCUCACGAGGGAAACCUGGCCAUCUCGGCAAACAAUGGUAUCAUCCGAGCGGGUUCCCCUCAAUUAUGGUCUUGAUAAGCCACUAUUGCUGCAGAACGCCUAUCUGUGCCGUUAGUGUCUCCAUAGUGUCCGCAGUGCUUUUUCUGCCGAUUAAUCUAUUGCCAGACGGACUCCGUCGCUCCUCCGAAUGCCGGGUGCCGCGGCUAAGCUCUGCUGUAGCUUGCAUUUGCUGCAGG
Aspergillus neoniger CBS 115656 is the source of this 904-nucleotide messenger RNA. RefSeq lists its product as uncharacterized. The record is from RefSeq and is a predicted model, not a curated record. NCBI's taxonomy places the organism in Eukaryota, Fungi, Ascomycota, Eurotiomycetes, Eurotiales, Aspergillaceae. The coding region runs from base 99 to 479 and encodes 126 amino acids. The transcript has a single exon.